GUGUUUUUGGUGCUCUUAAAAUAUUGCAAGCAAGGACAUUUCAACGCACGAGUUAUGUUUGAACCUAAUAGUCAUUGUGAUAAUCUUUGUUAUGAUCAAUGAUUUCAGAAUGGCAAGCCGAUCUCUUGUCCCUCUAUACGGUGGCAGACAUCUUCUCGGCAUUGUCUCUGCCGCUCCAUUCAUUUCCACGUGCCCUCUUUCGACACGGCUACCGCCAACGAAAACCGUUGAAUUUUACUAUGGUAGUCGAAAGUACGUCGGAACUGGCAAGCUUGGUGACACACUUUUGCAUGUUGUCAAGGAAAACGGGAUGCCUUUCGUUAAUUUCGGAGCGUGUGGAGGUACCAUGGCUUGCUCCACUUGUCACGUUAUCCUCACACCGGAACACUUUGAGCGAGUUGAUCGAAUAAAUCCUGCAAGUCAGGAGGAACACGAUUUGUUAGACGAAGCUCCAGAACUGACCAAUCAUUCUCGUCUUGCUUGCCGAAUUGAACUAGACAGAAAAGAUCCAGAAACGAUUGGAGUCCAUGUACCGCUGGAAAGAAGAGACGCACGUGUCAAGAAAUAAUCAACAUCUGAGAACAGCUCUCAUGAAACACCCGUUAUAAUCUGUCGAUACUCAUAAACUGUUUGGAUUCAAUUGUUAUGUUGUAGUAGUAAAAGU
Messenger RNA from Cylicocyclus nassatus, 664 nucleotides. The record is from the annotation of a GenBank genome assembly. Lineage: Eukaryota; Metazoa; Nematoda; Chromadorea; Rhabditida; Strongylidae.